AUGAGUUCAACCAAAAUUCGGCUGAGGAUGGAACUCAAAGUGAAACUGCAAUCUGCCUGCCCCAGCCCUGACCCUGACUCUGACCCUGACCCCGAUGCAAGGCUGGAGAAGGGCACAGUGCCAGGCCCUGCUGUACCCACCCGCCGUGGUCCAGCGUGGUCCUGCCCGGAGUGGCAGCCGGGGUGCACCUCGCCGGCCCUGCUGGAGCUGCUGUGGCACGAGGCGCGGGCGCCCUUCCAAAGCACAUACUCACUGAAUGUUUACAGACUGGCUGUCCUGGCAGGGCUCUCAACUGCACAUGUUUUUUUUAUACUUUCUUUUGUUUUGUUUUGUUUUUUAAAUAUUUUUUACAAAAAAAAAAAAGAUUUUAUACAAGCAAUAUAUAAAUGGAUUUCUAUAAUCACUUGA
This is a messenger RNA of Pipistrellus nathusii (Nathusius's pipistrelle), 408 nucleotides long. Lineage: Eukaryota; Metazoa; Chordata; Mammalia; Chiroptera; Vespertilionidae. The record is from the annotation of a GenBank genome assembly.